AUGCCUUCUUUGCCUGACUCGCAUCCGCCACCCGUUCCUCCUCCAGUCCCAGUCGAAACCCAUCCCAACCGAACAGGGGGGCUGAAGCCUCCGGCGGCAGAACAACGCGCUCUCCCUGAUCCUACUCGACUCGCUCCUGAAGACGCUUACUACGCACCUUCUCUUCUUCGAAACCGACCGGGUAGCUCCAAUUAUGAAGAUCCAAUCCGUUCCCUGAGCGGGACUGCUGCCGCUGCUACUGCCGCGUCCGUUGCAGCCUUGCGACCGCCGCCAGCAGUCCCCGGGGCUGUCACUCGAAAAGAGAACCGAAAACCGCGAACAGGUGCCCGUAAGAAGCGAAAGGGUGCUUGGAAAAAAUUGCUUUGGGUUAAACAGUCAUAUCCGGACAACUACACCGAUACGGAGACGUUUCUUGACCAUUUACAGCGAAAUCCUCGAGUGCGUCCGUAUGACUUUUGGCCGUUGGUGGCCGACUCGACCGUUAUCGUACAACAUGUCUGUUCGGUGGCUAUUUUCGUCUGCUGUUUCGUGGGUAUCGUCCAGGGCCGGGUAAGCCCUGUCUCGGUCGUGUGCUGGGGAAGCGUUGGGACUGCUGUCGGCUGGAUACUCUGGGACUGGUGGGCGUUUACCGAACACGCAGAGAAUGGAAGAGCUGCGGAGCAUGCCAUGGAGGGAGAUGACGGGUCGAGUUCAAGCUCAGCAGCAAGCUUUGUUCAUUCUACGAACCAGAGGGCGAAUGGACAGAAGGAAAAUCAAGUCCAUGGUCUUGGCUUGAGCAUGGCGCAAAACGAGCCGGGCCCUCUCAGACGCCAGAGUACCGGGCUCAGCGUCGACUCCCUCACCGCGCAGGACCCGGGCUCACCCUCCACUGGCUGUACGGGAGGCGCCGCCGCGCAGCCUCAGAGCUGGCAACCCCAGUCCUUCCUUUCUCGGAAUCGGCAGAGGCUGUCUACAGUGAAGUCGGCUUUCCUCAUAUACUUCUCGCUUCUCGGACUGAGUCCCAUCCUAAAGUCCCUCACAAAAUCGACCGCCAGCGACUCUAUCUGGGCGUUGAGCUGCUGGCUACUAAUCAUGAACAUAUUCUCCUUUGACUACGGGAGCGGAGAGGGCGCUGGCGCCACCAAGUUUCCUGCAUCCUUGUCCACAAACGCGGCCGUCAUGGCGUCCACAGUGCUCGCGUCUCGCCUUCCGUCCACAACCCACGUUUUCAGCUUGAUGCUGUUCUCCAUCGAGGUGUUUGGGCUCUUCCCUAUCUUUCGGCGGCAAUUACGUCAUAUUUCGUGGACAGGACACAUAUUUCUUACCCUGACACUGGUUAUGCUCGCCGGUGGAGCAGUGGGCAUCACAUUGCGGGGUGGGUGGAUGGGUGCGAUAAUAGGGUCUAUCUUGGGAAGCAUCCUAACAGCACUGGCAAUGGGCGGGUGUAGUUGGUGGCUUAUUAGCCUUCAAAAGUAUAAAAAUGUUGUCUCAGGGCCAUGGGACCCUGCUCGGCCGAUUAUAAGACGGCAUUGGGAUUAAUGAGCAGCAUU
Messenger RNA from Aspergillus nidulans FGSC A4, 1529 nucleotides. It is a transcript of the gene pigc, whose product is annotated as phosphatidylinositol N-acetylglucosaminyltransferase. Gene Ontology annotation, biological process: GPI anchor biosynthetic process. The coding region runs from base 1 to 1518 and encodes 505 amino acids. The transcript is spliced from 2 exons. The record is from RefSeq and is a predicted model, not a curated record. Gene Ontology annotation, cellular component: membrane. Lineage: Eukaryota; Fungi; Ascomycota; Eurotiomycetes; Eurotiales; Aspergillaceae.